Messenger RNA from Portunus trituberculatus (swimming crab), 9908 nucleotides. RefSeq names its product endothelin-converting enzyme 2-like. The coding region runs from base 403 to 2928 and encodes 841 amino acids. Gene Ontology annotation, molecular function: metalloendopeptidase activity. Gene Ontology annotation, cellular component: plasma membrane. NCBI's taxonomy places the organism in Eukaryota, Metazoa, Arthropoda, Malacostraca, Decapoda, Portunidae. The transcript is spliced from 18 exons. The record is from RefSeq and is a predicted model, not a curated record. Gene Ontology annotation, biological process: protein processing.
CUGUGUUCUUUGUGACUGUAAGUUAAGGCUGUACUGAUGUUAAUGCAGCCUCUUCCCAAACAAUAAGGUAAUGAACACUUGUACGGCGCUGGUUGGCAUCUUAGAGCGGCGGAUUCCCUCCCAUCGCCGGCCGACUCCCCUGCCCUACUCCCCAGUCUGCUUCAAGCGUUCGUGUUGGCUUGGUUACGUCGCUCAUGCUCUCGCGGGGUCUUUCCAUGCGUUCACAAUUUUACUUCGCUUAUGAUAAAACUUUCAACUAACCAGUUAAGUUUUUUCGACUCCUAGACGUCCAUAAGCCUUAUAUGGUGGUGUACGUAGUGCGUGCAGACUCCACCUUCUUGGCUAAUUCCUCAGGGCAGUGUGCAAGGGACGUCCAAACAAGUAUUGUGUACACGAUGGUGAAUGUCGAGUGAGUUGCCAAAUCUGUGGAUUCGUGAGAACACUCUGUCCCUGCCGCGAGCCAAGAGAGCCAUGAGGCGAGUCGGAGAGUCUCCGGUGAGGGUGUUGGAGACCAACAUUGACCUCCCGUUGUCGGUGAACGGGGACUUGAAUAAGGGCCCUAAUGGGAACAAUCGCGGGGCCGUGCAUGAUCACCUCCAUCACCACCACGACCACGAGGCCGAGGCUGCUGCCCCCACUGACACCAUGCUUGCCCACCACCACCACGUCAAAUAUCCACUGCCCAACGAUGACGACGACGACGACGAUAUAAAGGGCAAACCGGGCAAGCUACAGAAGGUGGCGCACCGGCACGGCCUGACCAAGAAGGGCCUGCUGCUCUUGUUGCUGGUUGGCUUCUUGUGCUUGGUGCAACUUGUGGCCCUGCUGGUGAUGACUGUCCUCUGGCCCAAAGACCCCGAGCAACUCAAGACGGAGGUGUGCCUUACUCCGGACUGUCUGCGUGCUUCUGCUCAGCUGCAAGGGAACCUGGACUCGGAGACGUGGCCGUGUGACAACUUCUGGAAGUACUCGUGCGGGGGGUGGCUGCAGGACAACCCGAUCCCUCCCACGCGCUCCGAGUGGUCCAUCAAGGAGAAACUGAAGCACCAGGCCCUGGCGGAGAUGCGGGAGCUGCUGGACACGAUGAACGAGCCGGAGGAGGUGAACAGUGUGGAGUGGAAGCUGAAGACUUUCUACUCCUCCUGCAUGAACAUCCACUCCUUCAUGACGUCAGGAAUCGACAUCUUGAAGCGGAUCAUUGUUACCAACCUCCACGGAUGGACGUUGAUGCAGGAGACGUGGGACCGCAGGCGCUGGCAGUUUGACGUGUUACUGACCCGCUUGCACGCUGACUAUGGCGUCUCCCCGUUCUUCAAGGUGACGGUAGUGCCAGACCCGCGCAGGGAGGGACACAACAUCAUCAAGCUUGUGCCAUCCGGGUUCUCCAUGCCACACAAAAGCUACUAUGACCGAUUGCCCAACACUGAGGUGGAGCAGACCUACAAGCAGUAUAUCAAAGACACAAUGAAGCUCUUUGAUGCCACUGGUCCUGACGCCUUGGAGUAUGCUGCCCACCUCUUCCACUAUGAGAGCCGCAUUGCUGAGAUCACCCCACCCGACAGCAUCCUGAACGACCCUCAUGCUUCCAACACCCUUAUCUCCAUUGGGGAGCUUUCCCAGAUUGCUCGCAGUGUUCCGUGGCUUUCUCUGCUGCGGCAAAUGUUUCCUAACAGCAAGCUGGACCACAGGACAGAUGUGCUGGCAGUCUCCAGGGAGUAUUUCAGUGAUAUCUCUGAAAUAAUCUCCACAACAGAUGCAAACUUGCUCAACAACUAUUUAAUCUUCAGCUUUGUCAGUGCAUACAUUCCGUACCUGUCAUCAGAGAACACUCGAGUCUUGAAUCUUUUCCACAAAGAAUUUACUGGCCAGCAGGAGCCGAUGGAACGGUGGGAGUUUUGCAUUCAGUCAACUGCAAAAUUCUUCAAAUUUGGCCUAGGUUCUCUUUAUGAACGCAGCCCAAACAGAUACAAAGCACGCCAAAAGAAUUCACAAGUUCUGCAUGAGAUAUUCAACCAAAUUCGAUACACUUUUGGUGCCAACCUGGAAAACAGCCGCUGGUAUCCGCUGGAAAUAAAGUCUCAAAUCAGGGCCAAGCUGAGCAACAUGACUCUUGCUGUUGGCUACCCAGAGCGCCUCCUAACCCCAGCAGUGAUUGACAGCUACUAUGACGGCUACACCAUCUUCAUAAAGGACUUCUUUAAAAAUCUUCAGGACUCCAUUCGAAGUGCUGGGCAGCAAAUGGAAAUGAAACUGAUAGAUCCCAUGCCUGAGUCUGGUUGGAUGGAUGCACUUACCAAGGAUGAUGUCACCUAUGUUCAUGAAGCCAACAAAAUUGUAAUUCCUCCCCAUCUUCUGAAUCCUCCACUAUUCCAUCGCAAUUAUCCUCUAGCAAUGCUGUAUGGCAGCCUUGGGGUGCAGAUUGCUCGUGCAAUGUUGAGAACAGCUGAUGCUGUUGGCCUUGGCUGGAACAGUAAAGGCCUGCUAGAGGAUAGAACAGGCUACACAAACAGCAGAUCACUCGACAACAUUCGAAGCCGGUCUGACUGCAUUGCUUCAUCUGUGAUGGAGCACGGCAUUGAAACAGAUGCAGUUGUGGACAGAACAGCAGGUGACACAGCUGCUGAGAUUGAUGCUGUGAGACAAACAUACCAAGCUUACCUCUCCCUGAUGAAAAUGCAGCCACAGCCACAGCAUCCAAGUUUUGAGACCCUCAAUACCACCAACAUCUUCUUCAUGGCAUAUGCUGGCAGUUUAUGUGCAGACUUCACCUCACAACAAGAAGACAUAGAACGCACAUGUAAUCCCUCAUUAAUGAGCAAACCAAGACUGGAGGCAGUAUUGUCACAAAUGCCAGAGUUCAGCAAAGUUUUCUCCUGCUCACAAGAAUCCAAGCAUUUCCCACACCGUCUUUGUCUUCGGCUACACUGACCAUUAAAGUACCUGUAUUUUUCAUCUCUGUGACUGUUGAGUUAAGUGUUGAAAGAUGUGGUUAUGUGAUUGAUAAACACUUGAAACUGAGUGAUAGCUGAGAAAUGUUACAAUUUUUACAUUAUAAUAUCCAUUGUAUUAUUUUUGCUACCCACACACACACAAUUUGCUGAUAUACCUUGUAUUGCAGUGGACCCUCAUUUAUCCGACAUUGUUCAACCAUGCAAAUAUUAUUUUACUUCAAAAUGCAUAUAGAAAAUUUCAUAAUCUAGUAAAGUUUUUUCUUCUUUUCUUAUUUUCAUUAUUCGAGUACAGUUACUGUAAUUGUAGUUUAACAUCUGAAGUCCAAAAAAUAGGUGCUAGCUUACUAAUUCUUAUGACCAUCCCCAUCAUUCACAACAGACAAACAUAUGUCAGUGAAGCAUCGCAUGAGCUGUCCCAACCCUCUAAGAUGAAAACUACAUGAGUGUUUACAUGGAAAGACAUUAUUGCUUAUCUUUAUUUGGAGAAAUUAUAUUCUUUUCACGAUAUGCAUCAGGCACUCAGUGUGUGUAUGGCCUUACUGUGUAAAUGAUAGGAAUCACAUGAAAAGGAUGACCAAAAGGAUUUAUUCAAGUUACUUGUAUAUACCAUGUUAAUUAUAUGAAUGUAAAAACUUCCAUUAUAGUUGAGGAAGAUGCAAGCAUGACUUUUUCAUGCCAGUGACAAUUUAAACUAUAUUUCUAUUUUUUUCCCAAGAAUUUUAAGAUGUUAUUGUUCUUCUAUAUUUGAAUUGGAAUGAGUGUUUUGUUUUGUUACAUUAUCUUAAUAAUUAUUAUAGAACAUUAUUGUAUCACUGAUUUUGGUGAUCAGAGAGUUUGUGCAGUUGGUGUGAAACUGAAAGUAUAAUCAUUAUAAAAGAAUAGAAAUGGCCAGGGUAAGAAAUGCCUGUCAUAAUUUACUUUGCCUUCCAUUAUGAUUUAAAUUUAUAUACACAUAUUAUUCAUCUUGGAUAGGUUCAUGUCCUUUUACCAUCUCAUGCAUUAAUUAAUAUUAGUUACAUUUGUAUUGAGGCUUGACUAGUGUCACAGUGUUGUACAGACUAGCAAAGUGUUCAUCAGCAUAACUCAGUAUGUGAACUGCAUAUGUCAACAUUGUCAGAUCUAUGACAUCCACUACAUUCAUGCAAUUAUUGAGUCAUAUUUUUAUUUCUGUAAUUUUAUUCAGAAUUUGAGUAUAUUUUUGCCUGUAGGAAAAUUGUUUAUUAUAUUAUUUUCAUUUUGAAAUUACUAAAGCUUAGAAAUUUACAUCAUAUGAAUGCUGAGCCACAAAUUUAAUGAUAUGAAAAAUAUUAAAGUCAGCCACUUUCCACACCUUUCACUUGUGUUCAGAGUGCCUGUAUGUGAAGUAUGGAAUGUAUUUUCAACCCAGAUAGAUACUUGAUAUACAUUUAACACAAGGGACAUGAUUUUCAGGUGAAAUGUAUGCUCCCACCAUCAAGUUGAUUUAUGGCAUCCCAUCUGUUGUCAGUCAUUAUUUAUGUACAGUACUGUCUCCAGAAUUGCAAGAUUCAAGUUUGUGAUUCAUCGAGCUUGCAGUAGGGACCUCAAAUAUUUGAUUUUUAUUGAAAACUGAAAUUGUGAUAUGAUCUGAACUUUGUGGGUGAUGCACACCAUGUGAAAGUGUUGGAUUCUGCUGUAGAUGACGGGGUGUAAAAGGUCGUGACGUCAAGGCAUACUGCAGUAUCACCACUUCUUUCCACGAAACAAUAAUCCCCACAUCCUGCCCCACCUGGAACUCUGUAAUCGUCUGGAAUCUUUCAGAAUGCAUUUUUCAUAACUUUAUGCUAAAGAACAUAGGGAAUGUGUGAACGACGACAAAAUGAUGAAAAUUUGUUUUUGUGAUAAGAUAAUAGUUUUCAAUUUUCCCAAUAAGAAUAAUGGUUCUAAGUUAGCGAUUUCAACUUUUAUGACCCACAAUGUUGACCUAUUCAUUGCAAACUCUUGGAGACAAUACAGUAUUUCUUUUCUUUUCUUUUCAUUUCUUUCCUUUGCUGUCUAGAAAUGAAUAGAUAUCAAGAAUAUUUACAUCUUGACACGACCAGAAGAAAGAUCAUUUGUGAUACUAAAAUAUUCUAAUAUUUUUCAUUCAUAUUACUAAAUUAUUCUUCCUUCCCUCAUUACACUAGCUAUUGUCAGUAUGAAAAAAAGUAUAUGCAUUUCAAAAUUAGAGUGUUAGCUCUCCUAUUUCAUUACAAAAGCUGACAUUGAUGGAAGAAAACAUUGUUACAACACAAAUAAGUGCAUACACAUACAUAAUUUAUGCAUAUGUAUACCUUUGGAAAAGCUUUGGGUGUCAGCUUCUUGAGGAAAGCUUUCUGUAAAAUGGCCAGUUAAAUAAGAUCUGUGCUUAUAAAAGAUAAACAAGGACACAAAUAAACUGGGUGUUGUGGUAUGUCAUUUCAAACGAAAAGCUUCUUUGAGAGUAUUUAGAAAUACUGAAUGUGUUUCUUAUUUUACAUUACUGUACUGAUUAAAGUGAAAUGCCAUGCCGACAAUAACUAAUUUUCACAAGGCAGCUUGUAUUGACUUAUUAGUUUUUUUUUUUUUAUGCAAUUAAGAAUUUUCUUUAUUUAAGCAUUUUCCUUAUUAUUUAUCUGUUCCACAGAAACACACAAAUCAGAAUUAAUGAAUCAUACCACAAUGUGCCCCUUGUAAUUAUUCUAACUUUAGUUUUCAUAUUACUUGCUUUUACUUUAUAUAUGUUUAAGUUAAAGGAAUGCUUUUUGUGAAUUGGAAGAUGAUAUAAAAAAAUGAAAUGUAAAGUGUAAGGGUCCAUAAUCUUUUGGGUUGUAAAAAUGCAGAGAUGAUGUACAUACAUAGCAUAAAUAUAUGAAGAGGCCUUGGUCUUAGCUCCUCGUCUUGCAUUGGCGCCUCGGUCAUUGUGUCUAAGAAUUUGUGAAACUCUAGACUAUGACAAUAAGAAAGCAAUAAAUGUGUGAGCUGAUCAGAGUAGGGUGAUAUAUAUUUUCCGUAGUGCUGUGUGGUUAAUGUUUAUUAGGGAUGUUGGCUAUGGCAUUUAUAAUUCCUCUCCUUUUCCCAUGAUCUGUAAUGUAAAGAUUUAUGAUGUAUGCAAGAAACCAAGAAGGGGAAUGAUGAAAGAUUAUUAUUUUUUGCUCAAAAUGAUUUAUACUUCACAUUCGUAUUCCAUUUUUUUUUCUGAUUCUGAAUCCCUAGCAGCAUUUUUAUAUAGAAGAUAUAAGCAUAAUAAUUUUUUAUAGCAGGUCCAUUAAUAGAAUGGCAGCAUUUCCAGAACACUUUAGGAAACUCCACAAAUAUGGGGAGAGAGCAACACCUGCGUAACACAAUAACAACCUUACAAAGAGAGUUAGAAAAGUGAUAUAGGCUAUUAUAAUACAGUUGAUGUUGUGCAGAUUGUAUGCAUGUGUCAGUGUGAAAGAGAUGGAAAUUAGAUUGCCAGUGGUGCACCGUGCCACAAAUCAUGAUUAGUUAUAAUGUAUGCUGUAAUGUUUAAUUUGUAAUCAUUUUGAUUAGGGAGUAUGAUUACAACUACUAUUUAAUUUUUCUUUUUUCACCAUAUGUAUUUUGUACCAAUUAUAUUAUGUUACAAUUUUGGGGGAGGAAAUGAUUUCAAUACUUUGUAUAGAAAUAAGAUUUGGCAUAUUGUCAAACUAAAUGCAUAUACAUAUAUAUUUAGAUCACAAAAUUUUAUUUGAAAGCUGAAUUGAUGUGAUGAAAAUUAAUAGUGAUUCAAUUAUCCUUAUUGCUUUGUAAAUAUUAAUGUUUGAUGAAGAGGAAAAGUAGGUAGCUUUACAUACAAAUGAAGUAGCCAAUUAAUGGUUUCAUGGGCUGUGAUACCACAUGCAAAAUUGUGUUUAUUCAUGUUUUCAUGUUAUAGUUGAUGGGUAAGAAAUGGCAAUAAGCAUUUAUUACUAUGUUUAUGAUUAAAAUGGUAUGUAAUCUUUUAGUACUUAUAUAAUUUUGUCUAUAAGAAUUUUACUUAAAAACCUUAGUAGCAUCACUAUGGAAGAACAAAUAAGUUUGUGUAGGCACGUCUAGUAAUUAAAACCAUUUCUGGUUAUGAAAAUAUACUUUUUUAUGAUGUUGAUUAAGCUUGACAUCCAUAACUUCUGAAAUUAUUAUAAACCUUCCUUGUAUGAAGCAAGCAAACAGAAUGUCUCUGUGUGGUUAUUUCAUCAAGAUAUUUAGUGUGUUCUUUCCAGUCCACUGACUUUCUGCUGCUGUGUGUCAAGGAUACAGUACCAAUAGCUGACACAAGACUUCUGAAUACAGAUGACUGAUUACUGCUUACAGUGAUGUGUGAAAGUGCUGUUUUGAGAAAGAGGUCCUAUGCAGCUCACAAACCACACCCAAGCUGACCACCAAGACAAAUGCAUUACAGUUUUGUCACAAUCCACUCUUCAUGUUCAAUUUGAUGAGCAGAAAAUUUUUAUACAUACAUACAUGUUUCUAUAUGCUUGUCCUAAUUUCUCUGCCUGUCGUGAUGUAUGUGUGAUGAAGAUAAAUGACAGCCCAUGAUGUGAAUUUUAGAAAAACAUGUUGUACUACUUUAUUUUCAAAGAAAUUACAAAGAACUAAUGAAUUGUAUAAUUUGUUUCUUAAUUCUGUAAUUCAUUGAAUUAUCUAAUUGUAUAUUCAUAAAUCUAAUGGUGUUAUUUUGAGGAGUCAGUAGAUGUUGAUCAUGUGAGCUUAGAAGCAAGAGGCAGCCUUCACCUGCAACAUUAUAUUGUGUUUGUAGCUUGAAACAAUUUUUACUUAUUUGCAGAAUUGUUAUGCUUGUUACAGCAAUGAGGCACAAAUAAAAAAAAAAUAGGAAUCGGUGUUUAAAGUUAGCUGGUUUGGUAAGUCUGAGCUGACCUGUGCCUCAUUCUUGAAGUACUACUGCUGCUUGGGAAGGAGUGCACUGAUUGGCAGACUUGAAGGAGGGUGGGUGCAGCUCAUGCUCUUGUUUGGUAUACUAUCCUAACCUAACCUCAGGAUUGAUUUCUCCCUUUGGAUCAGUUUUAGGGUCAGGCUAGAUAUCUUUAGUAUCUUCUAGGAUACCUCUCUCUCUCUCUCUCUCUCUCUCUCUCUCUCUCUCUCUCUCUCUCUCUCUCUCUCUCUCUCUCUCUCUCUCUCUCUCUCUCUCUCUCUCUCUCUCUCUCUCUCUCUCUCUCUCUCUCUCUCUCUCUCUCUCUCUCUCUUUACAUUCUAGCUUUUCUUUAUAAAUAUGUGAAAAAUAAUGUAGACAUUCUCUAAGUUGAGUUAAUAACAACUGAAAUUUUAGCUCAGUAUCAUGUGCCUCAUUCCUGCAGUGAGCAUUCCAAUUGCUUUGGGAAGAUGUAGGAAAUAUGUUUCAGCCUUGUGCAUGUGAUUAUCUUUAGUGUUGAUUUUGUGAAGGAAAAUUGUGAUGACGAAAUCUGAAGUCAUUGCCUGCUAAACUGCAAGCCAUACAGUGUAUUGUUUUAGCCCUAAUUUUGGUUUGUGGCUGGUUAACCACCAGACAAGAACUUUUAUAUUACUGCAUCUUGAGGGAGAGAAAAUUCUUUAAUGUAAGAUUUGAAAAAUUCUUGAAAUUCUAUUACAUAUUAAUUUAUAUAGUAAUUGAUUUAUGUACGUAUUUAAUAUUAUGAAAAAAAAUUGAUAUAAUGCUGAAUCACUUCACAAAAGCCAUGCAAAUUUUUUAGUUGUGAGUCAUUUCAUUAACACAUGCAUUAUGGUGGUCAUGUAAGAAAGUAGAAGGUGAUAUUGAGGUUUGACUGAAGAGGCAGUGUGGAUGUCAUGCAGAGACUCGUAGCAGCCCAAGAGUCCAGCUGCUGUGUGUGUACUACCAUUGCUUUGAACUCAGUGGAUAAGAAGCUUUUACUUAGUUAUUCCAUAGUGUUAGUAAAUUAUAUAUGGAUAUAUUUUGCUUUCAAAUAUUUUUGUAGAAAACUGGUUUUGUUUUGUAUUAAGAAUUACAGGAGAGCUUUUUAUGAUACACUUGUUCUGUGUUACACCAUUUAAGGACUCACAUUUAGUGGAAGGUAAAUGAUUUCCCAAUACUGUGCUCCUCUAGUUAUCUCUCAUUUGUAGACCCAAAGUGGUACUCAUAGCAUAACACAAUACAUGUCUACAUACUGUUUUGUAACCUAUACAUUUUUAAAACUAUAAUGGAAAUAAUAGGACUUGUUAACAGUAAUGAUACUCAAUUAGAUUAAAUUUUGAUGACAAUGAUGGUACUCAGUUAUGAUUGAAUUAUGUUAAUCAUAAAAUUUUAUGAAACAGACUCAAUUUAGAUACUUAAAGGAACAGUUUAAAUCCAUACAUAAGACUCAAUUUCUUUUGGCUCAACAGUUUUAUUUUGCAGGAAUAACAUAUGAAUAUAAUAUCCAUUAAAAGUUCAAAUCACUGAGGUGUAGUUAGUAGUGGUGUGUAAGGGUAAAAUACUAUAUAUAAAUAAAUAAAUAAAUGAAUAAUAUAAUAUAAUAUAUAUAUAUAUAUAUAUAUAUAUAUAUAUAUAUAUAUAUAUAUAUAUAUAUAUAUAUAUAUAUAUAUAUAUAUAUACUCAAAUUACCAUCUGAAGUUAGUCCAGUGUGCAUAGAGACAGAGAUCAUAGGCUUAUUUCUCUCCGGUUUCACAUUUUUCAGCAGGUGUGGAGUGAAUGCUCUUCUCCACCCUGUGAUUGAAGCUGCUGUUUCAGAAGCAAGAUUACAAUUGUUACUGGUCUGAAAACAUGCAAGUAGCAUCUUAGCAUUGAAUGAUGUAUGUACCACGCAGCAUGAGUAACAUGGUGUGUGAACGCUGCACUCACACAUUGUAGCUACAACUGAAGUGUUAUCUGAGUCUUUUCAGACCAGUGUCCAAGACCACAAGCAGCUCAUUCCCCAAUCCUUCAAUGCUCCUCAUAUUUUUGUAUGUUAACAACCUUUUUCUGGAUGUCAGGUUCCUACCUAUAAGUAUAAAAAAAAAUUUUGUACAUAGAAUAAAUUGUUGAAUUUU